This is a messenger RNA of Aureobasidium pullulans EXF-150, 1569 nucleotides long. RefSeq lists its product as uncharacterized. Gene Ontology annotation, molecular function: transmembrane transporter activity. NCBI's taxonomy places the organism in Eukaryota, Fungi, Ascomycota, Dothideomycetes, Dothideales, Saccotheciaceae. Gene Ontology annotation, cellular component: plasma membrane; fungal-type vacuole membrane. The coding region runs from base 1 to 1569 and encodes 522 amino acids. The record is from RefSeq and is a predicted model, not a curated record. The transcript is spliced from 2 exons. Gene Ontology annotation, biological process: transmembrane transport.
AUGUCGACAUUCUACGACGAAGAGAAGGCCGGAAGGCUACACCCUGACGAGAAGGAUGUGAAUGUUGACGUCGGUAGUGCUCAGGGUUCCACCGAGGUUGUCAACGAGGUGCCUGAACCUCAGGGUGGCAUCUUGGGUACGCUAUGUGGUUGGGAAGCUACCCUGGAUCGCAAGCUGGGUAUCGAGUCUCAGGCUAUCCGUCGCAAGUUGCCCGAGGAGAAGGUCCCUCAAAAAUGGCACAACCAGGCAGUCAUGGCCCUGCUGUGGAGUGGUGGUAUCAUGAACUUGUCUUGCAUGUCGACCGGUUUCCUUGGUCCUACCUGGCAUCUCACACUUGGUCAGAGCAUUUGCAUCACCAUCUUUGGUACCCUCUUGGGAGCCAGUGUUGCUGGUUGGUGUGCUACCCUCGGUCCAGGAACCGGUCUUCGAUCAAUGUCCAUCACUCGCUACAGUUUCGGCUGGUACCCUACCAAGCUUAUUGCUGUCCUCAACAUCAUCUCCCAAGCUGGUUGGAGUGCUGUUGGUUGUAUCACUGGUGGUCUCGCUCUUACUGCUGUAUCUGAUGGCAAAGUCUCUUCCGCUCUUGGUUGCGUCAUCAUUGCUCUCGGUAGCAGUAUCAUCAACUUCUGCGGUCUCAAGGCCAUUCUCUACUACGAGAAGUACGCCUGGCUGGUCUUCUUCAUCGUUUUCAUGAUCAUGUACGGUAUGGCCGCUCCUCAUGCUGUCAACAUCGUGGAUACUCAACUUCAUGGUGCCAACCUUGCUGGAAACGUCCUCUCCCUGCUCUCCGUUGUCUACGGUAGUUCUUGCUCCUGGGCCACCAUCGCCGCCGAUUACUACGUCCACUACCCCAUCAACACCUCCAAGGUCAAGGUUUUCGUCCUCUGCACUCUUGGUAUCAGCAUCCCCACCUGUAUUGGUAUGGUUCUUGGCUGCUGUGUUGGAACCGCCAUGCAAGUCAACCAGGAUUGGCGCGAUACCUACACCGAUGAUGGUCUCGGUUACCUCAUCCAGAAGAUGCUCUUCCCUCGCGGUUUCGCCAAGUUUAUUCUUGUCCUGCUCGUUCUCAGUGCCGUCGGCAUGAACGCUCUCAACCUCUACUCUUGCGCUCUGUCUAUUCAGCAAUUCGCUCGUCCUCUGGCCAAGGUUCCUCGUACUUUCUGGGUUCUUAUCGUCUUUGGUGCCGUCACUGCCAUUGCCGUUGCUGGUCGCGAUCACUUGCUCGAAUACCUGGAGAACUUCCUCUCUCUUCUUGGUUAUUGGGGUACUUCUUACUUCGUCAUCGUCUUUGUUGAACACUACUGGUUCCGCAAGGGAGAUUUCGCCAACUACGAUCUCGAUGGCUGGAACACUCCCUCGAGACUUCCCAUCGGUCUCGCUGGUCUCACUGCUUUCCUCAUCGGUGUUAUUGGUUGGUGUCUUGGUAUGGUCGAGACUUGGUUCACCGGCCCUCUUGCCAUCCAGAUUGGCGAGGGUGGUGGUGAUAUUGCCAAUGAGCUCACCUUUGCAUUCACCCUCCUCGCCUACAUCCCUCUCCGUCACCUUGAGUUGCACUUCUUCAAGCGAUGA